AGAGUCCUUCUUUUUGCAGUGUUCUGAGUUUUAUGGUUCCGACCACUUCGAUUUGCAUCUUUACAACGUACCAGCAUGGCACCUAAAAUGAGAACCCGUGGAACCACAAGAACACUACAAUCCAGCAACGAUGAAGAGACAAAAACUAAUGCCCACAGUGAGGACUCCCCAUUGGAGGUUGGUCAGGCAGUCAGGGGGAAGAGGAAAGCUUCAGGUUCAGGAAAGACUGGAAAACAGGAGAGUUCAAAGGCAAAAAAAUCACCUGAACGACCACAGUAUUGUCACUGGCUGAUGAAGUCAGAGCCAGAGAGCCGCUUGGAAAAUGGCAUAGAUGUCAAGUUUGGGAUCGAGGAUUUGAAGACUCUUCCCAACCAAACUGGGUGUUGGGAUGGUGUUCGGAACUACCAAGCCCGUAACUUCAUGCGAGACAUGAAAGAGGGGCAGCAUGCAUUCUUCUACCACAGCAACUGCAAGGAGCCUGGAAUAGCUGGAGUUAUGAAGAUUGUAAAGGAGUCCUAUGUGGACCACACUCAGUUUGACAAGAAAGAUGUCCAUUACGACGCCUCCAGCAAGGCAGACAACCCCAAAUGGAGUAUGGUUGAUGUCCAGUUUGAGAGGAUGUUAAAGCGCUUCAUUCCUCUGUCUGAGUUGAAGAAGAUCCACCUGCAGCACAAGACCAAAGGCGGGUCCCUGAAUGGCAUGUCUCUCUUCACCAGGGCCAGGCUGUCUGUCCAGCCCCUCACCAGUGAGGAAUUUGAAUUUGUCCUGAGUUUAGAGGACAAUGACCCACUGUGAAGAUUUUGACAAGAUGACCUGGGGAGAAGUUUUCCUGUCUUGUUUAUGAUGAUGAUGAUGAUGCUGUUGCUAAUAUGUUGACUGUAGGUGAGGUCUAUUGAACCAUUAUGCUUGUAUUAAAUGGAAAUUGUCUCAAGGUUUCUGUGUUUGUCAAGAGACAGYCUGGAGUUUAUUUCUAAUAUUAAAGAGGUUUAUACUAUUAUGACA
Molecule: messenger RNA, 1002 nt
Organism: Salvelinus sp. IW2-2015
Lineage: Eukaryota; Metazoa; Chordata; Actinopteri; Salmoniformes; Salmonidae
Gene: thyn1
Product: thymocyte nuclear protein 1
Cellular component (GO): nucleus
Source: RefSeq, a predicted model, not a curated record